This is a messenger RNA of Amborella trichopoda, 1071 nucleotides long. RefSeq names its product GRAS family protein RAM1. The record is from RefSeq and is a predicted model, not a curated record. Lineage: Eukaryota; Viridiplantae; Streptophyta; Magnoliopsida; Amborellales; Amborellaceae.
AUGGAUGUCACUUUUACAAAGUUGGGUUUCCAUGAACCAGAAACUCUCUCUGGUUUGUUAAUGGCUUUUCAAGCCCCUGAAGAACAGAGCAAAAGCACAGGUUCAUCAAGCCCCAUAAACACCCCACCAAUUUCAGGCACGCUCAAUGAUCAAGGGAAGGUACCAAUUGCUGAUAUUCUAGAACAAACUGAUCAUGGAACUUAUCCAAAGAAAGAAACGGCAUACCCAAUUUCAUUAGCUUCUUUGGAGAUUCUAAAUUCAUAUAGCAACUUGUCGAGGCGCCUUUCCGGUAGCUCUGCUGUAAAACAGAGCACCCAUGUCGACCCUCCAAUCGGAGGAGAGAAAAAGCUCUCCACUGAAGAAGUGAUGAGAAUUGCAGGAGAGCAGUAUCUCACUACGGGUGAAAACCUCUCUUCUCCCUCUAUUCGUGACAGUUCAAAGCUUUCUCACUUGACCAAAGAAGAUGUUAAAAACAUCGAGCUCGCCAACCUUCUUUUAUCUUCAGCUGAGAAGAUAUCAAACCAGCAAUAUGAUAGAGCAAAGAGGCUUUUGAUGGUGUGUGAUUUUGAGUCUUCACCAGUCGGUAACCCCGUGCAACGACUGGUUUUCCAUUUUGCCGAUGCUUUGUGGGAGAGAGCAGAGAGAGAAACUGGGAUGAAAUCUCUCAAGCCUGAAUAUAUAGAGAGAGAAGCAGAUGUAGAUAAAGCGUUAAGGGGUUAUCACCCAGUUGUAUUGGCAAUUUAUCAGGCCGUUCCUUUUGGAAAACUCGUGCAAUUUACAGCAAGCCAAGUAAUAAUUGGUGCCCUGGAUUCUGCAACAAAGAUUCAUGUAAUAGACCUCGAGCCGAGAACAGGCAUGCAAUGGACUAUACUCAUGCAGAGCCUAUCAGAGAGGUCCGAGUACCCUGUUGAGCAUUUGAAGAUAACCAUGGUAGGUGAUUCCACAGGAAAAAUGGAAGAGACAGGUACCCGACUGCUCAAUUUUGCCAAAACUCUGAAACUCCCCUUGGUUUUCAAGUUGAUUACUGUUUCAAAUGUUGAGCAAGAUAUGAGAGAGGACUUUUUGAGCUAG